CUCUCCCUCUCUUUCCCUCUGCUCGCUUCUCUCACACUCUGUGUGCCUGUGUUUCUGCCAAGGUCUGAGUCUUUCAGUGUGGGAAUGUAGCAAGCUCAGAGACAGGACUGCCUUUGAAUUCUGGUGCAAUGACGGAUGCAGGGCAGAAGCUCGGAUGUGCACUGACAAAACGGGAGAACUGAGGGCAGGGAUUGGGAAAAGGAUCUGAUGGAUUUAACCCUCGCAGCCAUCUCUGCCUGAUCACAGUACAUCAUUCUCCCCCUCUCCGCUGUUCUCUCCUGUGGGGUGGAUUACCGGCUACCCGUGUCCACUGAUGCACCGCUGUAGAGACUAGAGGGAAGAUCUUAGCUACGUAGCCAGAGACAAAGUGCCGUGUUGAGGGAGAACGAGAGACGCAGAGCUGUCCCUUGUGUGGAGCUGUGCUUCUGCCACUACCUGAGCUUCUCCACACACACACACACACACACGCACAAACUCACACACAGAGGCAGGGCUGCGCCAGCCGCGACGACCGAUGCGUUAAUGCAGCUGUGAGAGAAGAUCUGCAGCAGGGAGCUGCCCUCGCACUAACACUCACGGAUUUACAAGGAAAAUUUGACUCCAGGCAGAACACCGACGGAUCUGCAAAACUUAAUUUUUGUUCUAUUUUUUGCCUCUAUAUAUGGAACGUCUUGGGAAUUACCUUUGGUUCUUCGGAAGCUGAACUAAACAGAGGCUUGUUCCCAAAACCCGCUGUUCUCCCAAACCCACUCCUUUUAGGUUUCUGAUCGAGUGCGUGUGUAUGUGCGUGUAUGUGCGUGUGUGUGUGCGUGUGUACGUGACUACUUGUGUCUUCGGGAUUUAGGGUUUGUUUACUGUAUUGUAUAUAAUCUAUUUAUUUAUGUGUUUAUAUAUGUAUAUACAUAUACGUAUAUGUAUAUAAAUAUAUAUAAGCUGAUGUUCGCUGUGCUUUUCAAGUGAGUAGUCAGUAUUGCAUGUAUCUGUAGCUGUGGAAGAGUGUUAAAUGAAUAUUAAUGAGAUGCCCAGUUUUGGCUCCCUCCCCAGCCCCCUCCACUGCUUGCACUACUUCCUGGCUGGGCCCUGAACCCCAGAAGCAUGAGUGAGAGAACAGCACUAGGGGCCACCAUGGAGACCAUGACCCUGGAGGAGCCCGGGGGUGAACAAGCCUCUCCCCGGGCCCCAGGGCCCCUCCGCUGUGGCCCCUGUGCAGUCUGGCCACGCCAGCAGACCUGGCUUUGUGUUGUGCCCUUGCUGAUGGGCUUUGUGGGCCUGGGCCUCAGCCUGAUGCUUCUAAAAUGGAUUGUGGUGGGCUCAGUGCAGGAUUACGUCCCAACUGAUCUGGUGGACGCCAAUCGCAUUGGACAGGACCCGAUUUUCCUAUCUAAACCCAGUUCCCUGCCUAAGGGUUCUGAUGCUUCAGCAUCUACCACUUCCACCACUCCCUCAGCAGCUCCAGGUUCUGCAACUCGAGCAGCUGAGGGCACAGGUACAGUGCAAAGAACUCGAAUUGGGCAGUCCUCAAACCACACGGCCAGUAGCAGUAGCAGCAGUGGAGGUGGCGGUGGGGGGUUAGGGGGAGGCUCAGGAAACAGAGCUCCACACCUGCAUAACAGAGUGGGAACGCGAGUGACCAACAUCACAACCACAACCCGGGCCACCAAUCCUGCUCCACCAGGAGGAAAGGAGGUUACUCCACGCAGCACCACUGUCCGAAAGCCCAACGGUGAGGGCGGGAGUCGAAGCGCAUCACCUUCUGCACGAGCUGGGCCACCGAGUCCGACCACCACUAGCACGACAACCACUACGAUUACAACGAGCACUACCACCACCCAAGCUGCCCAACCGACCUCUACCCCUGCAUCGCCCUCCAAGCCUGGUCAACGCUGGAACCAUGGGCGCUCCUCCAAGGGGCCUUCCACCAAACCUACUCGCCCACACCAUCGCUUCAGGACACUUGCUCCCACAACCUCCACGGUGCGUUCGGAGUUCUUCAAGCCCUGCCAGGACAGUCAGGAGAUGGCCUUCUGUUUGAAUGAGGGCGAGUGCUUCAUCAUUGAAACUGUGGCAGGGGUGCACAGACACUGCAGGUGUAAAGAAGGUUACCGUGGACUUCGUUGUGACCAGUUUGUCCCGAAGACUGACUCCAUCCUAUCUGACCCAACGGCAGAUGAGCUGGGCAUUGAGUUUAUGGAGAGUGCAGAAACUUAUCAGAGGCAGAUUCUGUCCAUCUUCAGCAUAGCCAUGGGGAUCAGCCUGCUGGGAGUCGCUUGCAUGGCGCUUUACUGCAAGAACAAGAGACAAAGAGAGAAGCAUCGAGCGCAUCUGACCGAAAUUCGCAACUUGAGGGACUGUACUGUCAACGCCUCUGGUCUCAUGUCUAAAUCAAGCCCCAGACUCGAGAGCAGCCUCCAGCUUCAAAAGAGCAGAAGAGUCCACGGUCUCUCCUCUCCGCAGGCGGCCAGCAUAGUUCUCAGCAGCUCUAAAGUCUCCCUACCAAAUCAAAAUCGCAGUUUCUCCAUGGGGAAGCGCUGCAGAAGCUGCUCGUUCUCCUCGAGCCCCGCUCUGAAACACAAGGUAUCCAAUUAUCGAGCUGUCUCAAAGUGGACUCCCCCCAUCCCUAGAGCAGGCCAUCAUCUCAGUGGAGGAUCUCGAGAUUCUCUACAUUCUUAUAAACAUCUUCAGGAGGUGGAGGUCAAUGAUGUAAUGCCACAAGCUUUGAGAAGGUGCCAGUCUCACUUGGACAGCAAUCAACAAAACCGUUGCAAUUUGAAUAUGCAAAUUAUGCUCUCCGCCCAUUCCAAAGGGAAGAUGAGCUACACUGAUGUUCCGUGCACUCGUCUCGACCAGGGAAUGACCUUUCCUCCCCCUUCUUUCCGAGCCCACUCUGUACCCAUAAUCCCUUCCGUCCAGGGACCAGAUUUUGGGGGCGGAGGCGGGAACAAGCUGCAUAAUGUGGGUAUGGGAUCUUCCAGCUACAACCCAAUCAAUCCUGAGACUGAGUCAGUGGCAAAUUCCAGCCGAUCACUUGCCAGCUCCUCUGCAACCGUGCAGGAGCCACAGACACUCACCUGCUCCGAAUCGGCACUGAUGUCAAGGGGCCAAAUCAAACACAAAAGCCUUGUUACCUACACAACGGCCUUGGGAUCAGGCACAAGCUCGAGGAGAGCUAAGACUGUCAUUUCAAUGACUGUGCUGGGAACAGGGGUGAAAACCACGCAGUACGCCGCCAGCCUGCUGUCUAAGACUACCGCAGGACGGGAGGAGCAUUCCGCUUUUGAGGAAGUAAAGCAAGGUGAUGGUUUACAAACUUCAUUCACGGGGGACGAAAAAGACAGCUCAUUUUCCAGUGGGGUAAGAGGCGAGACUUCCCUCGACCAUCCCAAGAGCUGAUUGGAUAAAUGCAAAGAUGGCUUUGAAAACUCUAUAUGGAAGGGGCCAGGACGUCCCCGCUUCUUGUGCAAGACACUUAUUUUUGGAACUAUUUUACUGCAUUGUGAAGUACUACAACUACUGAUUUAAAACACUGAAUUAUUUGACGACACAAUGUGAAUAGAUAUAUGAACGAAUGAAGACUUUGGUGGGAUGUUGAUCUAAAGAGGUACCCAAGAAGAUUUAUAUGCCACUAUUUAACAAAAAGCUUCAAUUUAGAAACCAAAUAGUGUGUCAUCUCAAUGUUGUUUCUCUACUGUAAAGAAGAAAAAAAUAUAAUAGGUGUCAAAUCUAUAUGUAUGUCAUAUAUUCCGAUGUAUAUGACAUACUGAGUGACGAAAAUAAAGAUGCAAAACACGGUAAUGCCGAAGCUUUUUUUCCAAUAACUGCUGUUCUAUAAUCUCAACCCAGCUCUGUCUUUUUGUCUGUUUUGCUUGAGGUCUUGAGAAGAAAAGAAAAAAAAAGCAGCAGUUUCUGAAUAAAAUCUGAAUGUCACCCUGUCAUUUGAUCAGAGUA
Molecule: messenger RNA, 3945 nt
Organism: Danio rerio (zebrafish)
Lineage: Eukaryota; Metazoa; Chordata; Actinopteri; Cypriniformes; Danionidae
Source: RefSeq, a predicted model, not a curated record